AUGGAGGCUACAACACUGAAGUUUUCGAGUGUCUUUCUCGUGGGAAUGGUCCUUUCACACAAAGCAAUGAAUAAGGAAGCCUUUAAACGACAUAUGAGAAAUCUUUGGCGUCCUAAAGCGACUGUGGUGGUGACAGAUUUAGAGGACAAUCGGUUUACUUUCGGAUUCAAUUCCAUGCAGGAACGUACCACUAUUCUUCAUCGAGGACCAUGGCUGUAUAACAAGCAGUACCUAUUGUUGCUUGGAGAGGCAGAUACGUUGGCAUACCCUGCUCAGAUUCCUUUGCACAUUCAGGAAUUUUGGGUACAAUUUAAGGGGUUACCCCUAUGCUACAUGACUCGACAUAUGGGGGAAUUUUUAGGAAAUAUAUUAGGAGAGUACAUCCUCAUGAAUCAAAAUCGUAAGGAUGAAUUAUUUGGUAGCAUUCUUCGUGUGCGGGUGUGUCUGGACGUAAGGAAUCCGUUGCAAAGGUUUGUGAAUAUACAACUGGAUGGCAGGCAAAUGCAAAUAGAUGCUAGGUAUGAGAAAUUACCUCUCACAUGUUUUCUAUGCGAAAUGAUGGACCAUGUUGAAGACCAAUGUGAGUGCUAUGAAGGAAAAGUUUUGGAUGAUAAGGACAAACCGUAUGGUUGUUGGUUCCAACUGGAUGUGCUCGAUAAAGAUUAUCGACGCCCUAUAGGGAGACAGUUUGGUUUAGAUGCGGAGGGUGGUUAG
Molecule: messenger RNA, 714 nt
Organism: Pyrus x bretschneideri (Chinese white pear)
Lineage: Eukaryota; Viridiplantae; Streptophyta; Magnoliopsida; Rosales; Rosaceae
Exons: 1
Coding region: 1-714 (237 amino acids)
Source: RefSeq, a predicted model, not a curated record